CGCGCGUGCGCACCACGACCGACGCUUUCUUGGUGGCUGAGGUGUAACAAGUGUAAUUACGCGUGAUCUUUUAUUUUCGGUUAAAAACACUUUUCUUUUCGGUUAAUUGUCCCAACAAGUGCCGCACUUCCAAGCUGUCCCAUUGGUGUUUGUUUCCAAGAGCCUUCGGCCAUGGCGUCGGAGCAGUUUUCCCUCUGUUGGGACAAUUUCCACAAGAACAUGUCCACGGGGAUGAACUCCUUGCUGGAGAACGAGGACCUGGUGGAUGUGACUUUGGCGGUGGAAGGAAAGUACCUAAAAGCGCACAAAAUGGUGCUCUCGGUGUGUAGUCCCUAUUUUCGUGAACUGUUUAAAGUAAAUCCGUGUAAGCACCCGAUCGUGUUUAUGAAAGACGUUUCGUAUGUGGCGAUGAGUGACUUGCUGCAGUUUAUGUACCAAGGGGAGGUGCAGGUCAGUCAGGAGAAUCUCAGCACUUUUAUUAAGACGGCCGAGGCGCUCCAGAUCAAGGGGCUCACGGGGGACGGAAAUGGCUCCGCUGAAUGUGAUAAUGAACCAGAGGAGUUGAAAAGCGUCGAUGUGGUGGAGCCCCCGAAGUUGACCCCCGCCUCAAGGCCGAGAAAAACCCACCCUGCGCCAACCCCGCCUGCGAAACGUCCAAGGUUGAAUGCUCCAGAGGCGAGCCCCACGUCAGCAAUAACAAAGACUGAGCCGUCUGUAUCUAGCACACCCACUAAUGACCAAUUAAUUCAAUUUAAAAUGGAACCGUACGAUCAAAGUCAGGCUUCCAUUACGGUUCCUGAUGAUGGUGUGGACGAAACGUUUGCUGACGAUCCCUUGGACGAUACAAAUGCCGAUGAAGGAAAUGAGGAUUAUUCGAUGAUGGAAGGGGGCGAUGAUGAGCCCCAAGCUGGGACUAGUACGGACGGAGCGGCUGGAGAAGGGCAAGAUCUGAUCUAUGUUGCGCCUGGUAAAAAAAAUCCCAGAUUAAUAGUCGACAGUAAUUUUUUUACUGUGUGUACGAAAACGGCCGAAUCGACAAGAUGGCGGUGCACCUCAUACUUCAAAUGCAAAUGUCGGGCGACGCUGUCGACCUGUGGCAACGUUGUCAAAAUAAAUCGGGAACAUAAUCACUCUCCUGUACUAAAAAACGAUUCAUUCGAUGAAUUUAUACCACAGUUUGGUUUAUUCAUUUCCUUCAAGGCCGCAGUUACAAACAUCCGCUCAUUUUACUAAACGGGAACGAGUUUUUCCUGCACCAGAAGCGGGCCAACUCGACAAGAUGGCGGUGCCGCGCCUACCACAAAACAAAAUGUCGGUCGGCGUUGUGCACUACUGGAAAAAUUGUGAAAACUUUUAACAGCCACAAUCACUCGCCCAUUGGCACCCAUCACAACACCGCCGAACUGAUCGGCCAAUCUGUUUUUAUUAUUGAGAAAAAAUAAAGCGUGGGGUUUUAA
This is a messenger RNA of Tribolium castaneum (red flour beetle), 1457 nucleotides long. Its product is annotated as protein tramtrack, beta isoform. The coding region runs from base 172 to 1233 and encodes 353 amino acids. Gene Ontology annotation, molecular function: protein binding. The transcript is spliced from 5 exons. Gene Ontology annotation, biological process: regulation of transcription by RNA polymerase II. Gene Ontology annotation, cellular component: nucleus. The record is from RefSeq and is a predicted model, not a curated record. Lineage: Eukaryota; Metazoa; Arthropoda; Insecta; Coleoptera; Tenebrionidae.